Carassius carassius (crucian carp) is the source of this 1506-nucleotide messenger RNA. RefSeq names its product polycystin-1-like protein 2. The record is from RefSeq and is a predicted model, not a curated record. The transcript is spliced from 10 exons. Lineage: Eukaryota; Metazoa; Chordata; Actinopteri; Cypriniformes; Cyprinidae. Bases 34 to 1506 code for a protein of 490 amino acids.
AUUUUUUAUAUAGGUUUGUGUGUGUUUACAGGAAUGGAACCUGUCUCCUAUUCCCCUGUUAAAAAUGAUGACUAUGUCAGUAAAGAUCACUUAGAUUGCACCUAUAUGGUCAAAGAUUCAUUUCAGCUGGUGACCACACCCGACUGCAGCGUGAGCUUUAGCUCCCUCUGCACGCAAGUUUUAAAUACACAUCUGACAUCAAGUAAAGCAAACAAAAGGAGCCGCAGAGGUCUUACUGACAUAUUGACGGCACUGGGAAACACUAUAGGAAACACUGCUCAGCUUAUACAGAAUGCCAAAACAAUGUUGAAUGAUUUGGAGACAACAACAGAAGUACUAUCAAAAGAAAAUAAGAUCAAAUACCUGCAAAACAUAUAUGAUCACCUCCAAAUGAGUGCUACAGUGAGUCCAGACCAGCUUGCGGAAAUUAUGAACAGCACUGCGGCCAUUCUUUUGUACACACAAGAGUGUCCUGACAACAUGGAUGAUUUUGAGGAACUCAUCACUCUUGCCAGCCACAUUUACGCAUAUGCUCUCCCUGUUAACAGUAACCUUGUCAGGGAACUUCCAACAGGCACUCUUUAUGUCACAAGGCAAGAUUCAAGAACUCUGGGUGGAAAAGCCAUUGGCUCAGUAGAUGGAGGAUAUUGCCAACUGCCAUCUCUUAGUGCAAUGACUGGACAGCUGCCAUCUGGGAAUAUCAAUGUGCAGCUCUUCCAAUUUAAAGAGAAUCCAUUGGAAACCAAGUCCAACGAAAGCAUCACUGGAGCAACUUGCAGCUUUUCUUUGCAGAAUGGAAGCUCUCCAAUCAAAUUCUCAGAUCUGUCAGAGUACAUUGAGAUAUAUCUGCCUCGGCCUGAAGCCCCUGAACCUAAAGUUGUAGAUAUAACCUGGAAACCAGGGUUCGCUGUCACCUCGACAUUCAACAUCACAGACGCAAAUGUGACUGUGGUUGUUACAGCAAUGCCAAAUCGAAACGGAACUCUCAGUGUUACCUUGCACCCGCCAGAGGAGGCAAACGCCACCUAUUUGAAUCAAAGCACUAAUAUAACCUACAAAGACAAUUAUCGCUGGCUGAUCACCCCUGAAAUGACAAAGGGAAUUGAGGGGGCCUGGAAGGUGGCAGUAUUACCAACUCAUUACUCACAAAGUGAAAUGCUGACCUUUAAAGUCUCAGUUUUUGUAACCAAGUGCCUGUUUUGGGAUACCAAUCUUGGAGCCUGGAGUAGAGAGGGCUGCAUGGUUGGUCACAAAACAAUGCCGAACCUUAAUCACUGUUUGUGCAACCACACAACAUUCUUUGGGAGCUCCUUCUUCGUGAUGCCCAACCAAGUUGAUUUGUCUCAGACAGCAGCUUUGUUUAACACAGUAAAUGAGAACUAUAUAGUGGUGGUUUUACUCAGCUGCUUCUUUGCCCUAUAUCUGGUGGUUCUAAUGUGGGCCUGGUAUGCAGACCGCAAAGCUCUCAGAACGGUACAGUAUACUAACAUUUACUCCCCUACUUAA